UUUGUUUAAUUUUAAAAUAAAAAUGAAAACAUACAAAUCAAAAUCCGAUGCUCAUCGUUUCCUCUCAUCGACUCAUCUCCAGUGCCUCCCACCGGCCACCACUGAAGCGGACUGUCACUUACCCUUCUCCCUUCCCGGAGCUUCAGAAUCAAUCCUUGUCCCAAAAACUAGAAGCUUUUCGCUCCCUUUGCUUUCCUAUGAUGCUGCUGCUUGGAUGUUUGGGUUAUGUAUUGAACGAUUGAUAAAAUAAUAAUUCAGGAAAACCUACAAAAAGAUGGCGGCAAUAGCCUCAACACGGUUGCUACUUCUUGUUGGUGAUUCUUUACCAUUAAGAAAGUUAUCAAACAUCUGCAGAAUAUCACGGUUCCACAGCAGCAUACAUUUUCUCAGCCGGGUCGAUCGUGAACAUGGGCCUCUCACUCUAGCAAGCCUUGGAUUCAAAAGCGAGUUCCAAACAACAUACAGGAAGAGAACAAGUGAGCGUCAGCAGCUGAAUUCACCUGUUGAAGCUCCCAAAAGCAAAAUGAAAUUGGUUAGAAGCAAUGCAGUGAAUGCUAUUGCUACGAAAAAAUUGCUGGAAAUAGAGGCAGCACCAUUUUCUGCAAAAUCAUUUUCUGAGCUUGGCCUUCCACCUCUGUUGAUAGAGAGGUUAGAGAAGGAAGGCUUCACAGUUCCAACUGAUGUUCAGUCUGCAGCAAUUCCCCCGAUUUUAUUGAAUCAUGAUGUUGUGAUCCAGUCCUACACAGGUUCAGGGAAAACUUUGGCUUAUCUGCUUCCAAUACUUUCUGAGGUUGGUCCACUGAAGGGUAAGUCUCUCAAUGGCGGUGAUGAACCUGGGAAUAAGACGGACAUAGAAGCACUAAUCGUGGCUCCCUCAAGGGAGCUGGGCAUGCAAAUUGUGAGGGAGGUUGAGAAGCUCUUGGGACCUGCUGACAAGAAACGGGUUCAGCAGCUUGUUGGGGGUGCAAACCGAUCGAGGCAGGAAGAAGGCCUGAAGAAAAAUAAGCCUUCCAUUGUUGUUGGAACACCCGGGCGGAUUGCAGAGAUAAGUGCAGCUGGGAAGCUUCAUACCCAUGGCUGCCGUUACUUGGUCUUGGAUGAAGUAGAUGAGCUUCUUUCAUUCAAUUUCCGUCAGGAUAUGCAACGGAUAUUGGAACAUGUAGGUAGAAGGCCCAGUGCAGGCCCCCAUAGUUCAAAAGGUCCUCUUGCUAGGCGGGCUGAGCGCCAGACUAUUAUGGUGUCUGCAACAGUGCCAUUUGCAGUGGUAAGGGCAGCCAGAAGCUGGGGGCAGGAUCCACUUCUUGUCCAAGCCAAAAGUGUCACUCCUAUUGAAGCUGUCAGUGCUGGGCCUGUUAAUUUGUCAGGGACUUCUAACCCUGGGUCACAGUCGAGUUUGCAGGCUCAAGCAGUGGCAGAGAGCCUACCCCCAGUUUUGAAGCACUAUUAUUGUGUCACAAGGUUACAGCAUAAGAUUGAUACCUUGAGGAGAUGCAUUCACGCACUUGAUGCUAAGUUUGUGAUAGCUUUCAUGAAUCAUACUAAGCAGCUAAAGGAUGCUGUCUUCAAGCUAGAGGCUCGUGGGAUGAAGGCUGCAGAGCUACACGGGGAUCUUGGCAAGCUUGGCAGAUCAACGACUUUGAAGAAAUUCAAGAAUGGGGAGGUGCGAGUUCUGGUCACAAAUGAGCUUUCAGCAAGAGGUUUGGAUGUGGCAGAAUGUGAUCUUGUGGUUAAUCUGGACUUACCCACAGAUUCGAUUCAUUAUGCACAUCGAGCUGGCCGGACAGGUCGACUUGGCAGGAAAGGUGUUGUGGUCACCAUAUGUGAGGAACCAGAAGUGUUUGUUGUGAAGAAGCUGCAGAGGCAGCUUGGGGUACCCAUCAAGGCUUGUGAGUUCACCGAGGGCAAAAUAGUUGUCUCCAAAGAAGAAGAAGAUGAAACAUCAGAGGUCCCAAAGUAGGACCUUUAGUGGCUUCUCGCAGGACAACUUUCCUCAGUUUUUCCUUUCCUGAUUAUGGAUAGGUAAGUUUUAGGGCUUUAGUCAUUCCUGCAAUGGUGAAUGUAUCCGAAGUUGCUACAAUUCCUCAAUACAAUUUGCUCCCUAUAAUGCAGUUACAAAUUUUUAUUGAGAAAUGAAAUACAAUAGAUUACAGCUGCAUGUAUAUUGGCACAA
Messenger RNA from Malania oleifera, 2170 nucleotides. RefSeq names its product DEAD-box ATP-dependent RNA helicase 47, mitochondrial. The record is from RefSeq and is a predicted model, not a curated record. Lineage: Eukaryota; Viridiplantae; Streptophyta; Magnoliopsida; Santalales; Ximeniaceae. The transcript is spliced from 2 exons. Gene Ontology annotation, molecular function: ATP binding; RNA binding; RNA helicase activity. The coding region runs from base 275 to 1957 and encodes 560 amino acids.